AUGUCGCGGCACCCGGCAGCAAAGCGCACUACGGCAAGCCGGCUCUUGGGGUCCACCCGCACUGUGUCCGUCUUCAGCCACAACGGCCUGGUCAGACUGUGCCAUUUCUCGACUCAGCGUGCUGCCUUCAACCGUAAGAAACCUGUCUUUGCCUGCCAAAAGCCAAACUUUGCGCCCUCACAAUAG
This is a messenger RNA of Pyricularia oryzae 70-15, 186 nucleotides long. RefSeq lists its product as uncharacterized. The transcript has 2 exons. Bases 1 to 186 code for a protein of 61 amino acids. The record is from RefSeq and is a predicted model, not a curated record. NCBI's taxonomy places the organism in Eukaryota, Fungi, Ascomycota, Sordariomycetes, Magnaporthales, Pyriculariaceae.